Messenger RNA from Rodentolepis nana, 414 nucleotides. The record is from the annotation of a GenBank genome assembly. NCBI's taxonomy places the organism in Eukaryota, Metazoa, Platyhelminthes, Cestoda, Cyclophyllidea, Hymenolepididae.
AUGGACGACCCACUUAAACCACCACCACACGAUUGUGGACGGUAUUUUAUGACCAUUUACACCCUUACUUUCGUAAUGAUUGACGUGAGUCGCAAGCCCCAAGAGGAAUGUCUUUUACCUAGGCCUUCUCACCCCAUCCCAUUCCAUUCCUCUCCUCUUCUCUCUCUUUCACCUUCUUAUCUCUUCCAAUCCCAGAAAGCGAACAUUAGUCUCCCCUUUCUUCAAUCACUUACUCAUAUGCAAAUGAAAAAGUUAGCAUGCAAGGGAAAGAAUAAGCGUACCAGUGGAUGCACGUGCUUCAUGACUCAUUGCCAACCUGAUUGGCUCCCUGUCGUCGCUUGCAGCCAGUCUUCUCGAGUUCAGCAGCUCCUCCGUCGUGAGAAAAGGAACAAAAGUGACUUGGUUGUUUGCUGA